Durotheca rogersii is the source of this 1370-nucleotide messenger RNA. RefSeq lists its product as uncharacterized. The record is from RefSeq and is a predicted model, not a curated record. NCBI's taxonomy places the organism in Eukaryota, Fungi, Ascomycota, Sordariomycetes, Xylariales, Xylariaceae. The transcript has 2 exons. The coding region runs from base 496 to 1230 and encodes 244 amino acids.
UAUAUAUCCACACGACACGAUAAUAUCUGCAUACAUACAUAUAUAGGCACACACACACACACGUAUAUAUAUACCUAUAACCUAACCGCAACUUACACGCGCGACAUCACCAUCUUCUGUCAUAGGUACCUUGGCCCGCCUUGUUACCACGCCAUACCCCCCUAACCCUGCUUUCUCCCUCCACCCACCCCUACCCAAACAACCCGUCGAUUUCACCACCGCCGCAACUUCAAACAGCGCCUUGACACCUUUCGGCUCGCCAGGUUACAGGCCUCCCAUAAUCCUUGAUCGCUGUCGCAUGCCGCCAGGUAUUCCGACGUGCUCCUCAAAUACUCGUCGCCCCCAACCCGGAAAUCCCAUCUCUACUACACAUACACCUCAACUCGAAUCCCCCCUCGCGACGAUUUCCUUUACAGUGCAGAUCCGCAGCCAUCAGACGCUCAUUUGCCCCUACUCACCAACCAGCAUCCAUCGAGGCCGACCCAGUCCACCACCAUGAAGGUUCCUACCGCUUCCCUAUGCGCGCUCCUCUUCGGCGCCUGGGCCUUGGCUGCCCCGGCCGCGACCGCCGACGGGCUCCCGCACCCGGCCUCAUUGCCGGCGCCAGCCUCCCGGACCGGCCGAUUCCUCCUGUCCCUGCUCGGGCCGCCGCACGUGUCGGUCGAGAAGGCGGCCGCCAAGAUCCUCGUGACGAGCGACGGGCGGCGCGUGCGGCUGCCCGAGAACCUCGCGGGGGCGCGGGCCUGGGAGACGCCCAAUGUGCUGCGGUACCUGCUGUCGACCAUGGCGUGCCCCGGGGCGAUGCGGAAGAGCCUGUCGCCGUUCCCCGAGUCGAGCAUCCUGCGCGAGGAGACGGGCGCCGACGGCGACACCGAGCCCCAGGAGACCAUCGUCGAGCUUGAGACCCAAGCCGAACGCGAGUCCUGGACCUACGUUCCUUACUACGUCUCGCGGGACGACGUUCUGCGUUUCCGCCGCGUGCACCGCGCUGCCGACACUGUCAUGAUCGCCUUCCCCGUCGGCAUCGUAGCCACUAUCCUGUUAAGCAGCCUGUGGGCCGCAGUCCGACAAAGGCAUCGUCUCUCGAGUAGCUUAGCUAACGAGGAGGGCGAGGUCUGCCUCGGAGACGAGGAGAAGGCCCUCGACCCUACGUACCACUCCUACCUCGUAACGUGCUCGACGCCGCGGACCGAGCCCAGUCUUGGCAGGACGACGGACGAAAACAGCUGAAAAGAAAAACCCAUGACGACGUCGACAACGCGGAGAGACAGGGGGAGCGGAAUUGGGUUUAUGUUUUGUGUUUUUGUAGCGAUACCACUUGGGCGUCUUGGCGUUUUAGGGGCCUGGUCUAGCAUGCUCGAGCAGUACGG